GUAUUCGUGCAGCCCUACGGUGGUGGGUAUACAAUGAGCCGCUGCAGUCGCCGCGCUACGACCGAGCGUACCGCUCGCCCGGCCGCGCAGUCCGCGGACCUACGUGAUGUACCGAACUAUACGAACACAAUAAUACCAAAUAAAUAACACAACAAGUGCUAAUAAGUGAUAAAAUUAUACUAUAACAGUGAUAUACCCACGGUAACCAGUGACCAUGGGCACGAUGUUCAGGAGUGAGGAGAUGGUGCUGUGCCAGCUGUUCGUGCAGCCCGAGGCGGCAUACGUCUCCAUGUAUGAACUCGGAGAGGCUGGGAUUGCACAGUUUAGAGAUUUAAACCCUCACGUGAAUGACUUCCAACGCCGCUACGUCAGUGAAGUCCGGCGAUGCAGCGAGAUGGAGCGCAAGUUGCGCUGGGUGGCCGGCGAGCUGCCCGAGCCACCGCCUCCGGCGAAACCUGAACGCUGUAGUUUGAGCCCUCGAGAGAUCAACAUAUUGGAGGAAAGAAUCGACUUCAUAGAAUCAGAGAUACAGGAGAUAACAAGAAACGCAAGGAACUUGAAGAGUGACUAUUUAGCUCUAAUAGAACUGAGGACUCUGAUAGAGAAGAUGCAGACCUUCUUCCAAGACCACAGUGCACAACGGAAGAUUUCUGCGUCCGUACAAAUAUACAACAAUGACGCGGUGUUAGGACAUCUUGGCUUCAUAGCUGGAGUGGUGACCACGGCAAGGAUACCGGCGUUUGAAAAGAUGCUUUGGAGGAUAUCGCAUGGAAACAUCUUCUUUAAACAGGCGCAAAUUGAUGAGCCUUUGAAGGAUCCUAUCACGGGUCAUGCGCUUCAGAAGACAGUGUUCGUAGUCUUCUUCCACGGAGAGCAAAUCAAGCUUCGUGUGAAAAAGGUCUGCCAUGGUUUCAAGGCCACCCUGUACCCAUGUCCCGCGACGUAUAAAGACCAGCUGGACAUGUUAGCUGGAGUUGGAACCAGGAUCAAGGAUUUAGAAAUGGUAUUGGAGCAAACGGAGAAUCACCGUCGCCUGGUCCUCACAAACAUUGCCCGAGACAUCAGCACCUGGAUGGUAGCUGUCCGGAAGGAGAAGGCCAUCUACCACACCCUGAACAUGUUCAGCAUGGACAUCGUCAAGAAGUGCCUUAUUGCUGAGUGCUGGGUUCCGAGGAGAGACCUCACUGCUGUUCAGAAAGCGUUGGAGAAUGGAGUGAAAGCAAGUGGAAGUCCAAUCCCAUCGAUCCUGCACUACGUACCAACCAAUGAGACACCACCGACAUUCAAUAGGACCAAUAAGUUCACGCGAGGUUUCCAGAACCUGAUUGAUUCCUAUGGAAUCGCCAGCUACAGAGAAGUUAAUCCAGCUUUGUACACAAUCAUAACAUUCCCGUUCCUGUUCGCUGUGAUGUUCGGGGACGUCGGCCACGGGAUCAUCAUGGCGGCCUUCGCAGCCAUCCUAGUCAUUUACGAGAAGAAGUUCUUAAAGAUUAAGACAGACAACGAAAUAUGGAACAUUUUCUUUGGAGGACGAUACAUUAUACUGCUAAUGGGAAUAUUUUCUAUAUACACCGGUUUGAUAUAUAACGAUAUGUUUUCGAAAUCUCUGAAUAUAUUUGGGAGCAGUUGGCGGAAUGUGUAUGAAGAUGGGGUUCUCCGCAAUCAUACUAUGUUAGAGUUAGACCCGAAGACAGCGUAUACACAGACUCCUUAUCCAUUUGGCUUGGACCCAGCGUGGCAGUUCGCCUCGAACAACAUAAUAUUCCUAAACUCAUUCAAGAUGAAACUGUCCAUAAUAUUCGGCGUGAUCCAUAUGGCGUUCGGUGUAACUAUGAGUGUGGUAAACUUCAACUUCUUCAGGAAGCCGGAGAUGAUAUUCCUGCAGUACAUACCGCAGAUACUGUUCCUACUGCUUUUGUUUUGGUAUCUUUGUUUGCUGAUGUUUAUGAAGUGGAUCAUGUAUUCGGCUGUUGCGGAAGAUCCAGCACUAGGCACAUCGUGCGCCCCUUCAGUGCUAAUCAUCUUCAUCAAUAUGAUGCUUAUGAAGAGUUCUGAAGACAAGCCACCGUGCCGUGCAAUGAUGUACGCUGGUCAAAAUGAGGUGCAAAGAACGUUCUUAGCGAUUGCCUUCCUCUGUAUACCCAUCAUGCUCUUUGGGAAGCCAGUCUAUAAAGCGUUUUUGGCUAAGAAACGAAAGCAAUACCAGCAAGGUGUUGAAACGGGUGACGAGGUCGCAGAGAAGGAAGGUCACGAUGGUGGAAUAGCAGAAGAGCUGAUCACUCAAUGCAUCCACACUAUUGAGUACGUGCUGGGUGCUGUGUCCCAUACUGCAUCGUACUUGCGACUGUGGGCGCUGUCACUCGCUCAUGCGCAGCUCUCAGCAGUGCUAUGGCAGCGUGUCCUGAUAAUGGGCAUGGGUCCGCCCGGAGUGACUUCCAUAAAGCUGUACAUCAUAUUCGCUGUGUGGGCCUUCUUCACACUAGCCAUCCUGGUGCUCAUGGAGGGCCUGUCUGCCUUCCUGCAUACACUGCGGUUACACUGGGUGGAAUUCAUGAGCAAGUUCUACGACGGUCAAGGGUAUGCCUUCACGCCGUUCUGCUUCACUGACAUCCUGGAGAACGAGGAAGAUGACCAUAAACCAGCCACGGAGACCAAUGGAGGCCCGCCCGAGUGACCACAAGACUAAUUAGUAUAAGUAGCCAAAGGUAGCACCUGGCAGGGUGCGCGGCUAUGCUGAUGAUGUUGAAACUAGAUUUAUGUCAGUCGCGUUACUAGACAUUUUAAGGGACUGCAGUAGUGAUGAUAUUUCCACACAAAUAGUGCCUUCCUCAUAUUUCAAUGGUGCAUAAGUUAGUUAUUAAAUACGGUGUUGCUUUUAAAUCAUGAGAUCCAGAUGCUCAUGCUUGUCUAAAAUUGUAAGAUAAUUAUUAUUUCUUAACACGGUAUCAUGUAUUUAUGAUGACAUGAUGGGAUAAGAUUGCUAAAAUCUUUAAUUUUGACAAGAAAUUGUAUGAUAAAAUAUGUAAAGGAAAAAUGAAUUGUUUACUAGCGAAGAUAAGGAUGAUAUUCCAUUGGGGAUGGAGAUUAAUUCUGACCGAAAUCCGAAUGAUCCACCACAUGAACUUUCACCACGUUUCUAAAUGAUAAUAAUAUUUUAAGUGUGUCAUCAUAUUUUAGACAAUUUUUCUAAUGAUAUUAUGAAAGGUAAACAAUUUACCUAAGUGCCUUAAAACAACUAUUUGAGAUCUAACAAAUAAUUAAAAAAAAAUUGAGGAAGACUUUCUUGAACGCGACUGACAUCUAUUUUCAGCCUUUAAAAUAAAUUCGCAAAUAUCAUUUUACGUACAAACGAAAUCUUAGAUUACAUAGAUAUUAGAAUUUUGUAGUCUUUCUGAAUUUGUUGCUAGAUUUUUCAGAAUUGUAAGUAGACUAAGAAAUGAAAAUUUUAUGACAGAAUGAAAUGGAUACGACAUGGUACGCAUUUGAAGACAAAGCUAGAAAAUCGUAAAACUGGAGAUCCAUUGAAACCAAACUGAUCAAAUAAUAAUUAUUGUAUCUUCCUCACACAUUUACGUUUACUUGGAUAAUUAUGGCAAACUUUAUGAAAUAUUCUUACGAUUAAAAAAGUACUACAAAUCCUCUUACUCUUUCUUACGGGAUGAAGCAAGUUACUAUGUAGUUGAGAACCUGAGAGCACCACCUAGUACGAAUCUUAUUUAUCAUUGUCAAAUCUUACAUAAUAUAUAACACGUUAAUAUAGAAAACACUUAUCGAAUGAAGUUCAAUUUCUAUGGAAUCCAGUUUUACAAUAGGUACAUACAAUUUUGGAAUUGACAUCAAAAGUCUUCGUAGUAUUUGUCUCCAAAUACAUAAAGUGUUAUUGUACAAAUGAAUGGAACCACUCGCAUGUCCGAAAUAUCAUUUUCGGAGUCUUUUAGUACAAAUUCGGAUCAAAAGACAUCGACUAAUGAAUUGUGACGUCGUGUGACAAAAUGGCGCGAUAGUAUGACAUGAUAUUUUUAUUAUUGUGAUAGUAUUCACAUUAUAAUACGAAUCACAAUGUAAUGUUUUAAAUAUUUAACUUUAGAUUAAGCGAAAUGAUAUAUUUUUGUUUGUUUUAAAAUAUUGUUUUACACGCGCUCACUGUCAGUCACAAAUAGAGACGGGCGCAACAUUUAUCGAUAGUUGAGAAUAAAAUAUAGUUCAAGGUAAAAUAACAUCGCUGGUUGAGACAUGUUGUUCUAAAUUCAAACUGUCACGUCGAUCCACAUAGUGAGCGCGUGUAAACAACUAUUGUUGUAAUACUAUUUUUAGCCAAAGAUACGUUUUCUUUUAAAUUAUAUCGCAUGUUUGUGAAGCAAUCGUUUCUCGUGUAAAUAUUAUUAUAGUGCCUUCUAAACUAGCGAACUAUUAAGUAUUCACUCUUUUAAUUAUAUAAGGAAUGUUCCAUCUUUAUAAUGUUUAGUAAAAUCGCAUGUAUAGUGAUAUAAUUUUUAGUCGAGAUGUUUAACUACCUGAUUAAUUAGUCGAUUGUAAAAUGCAACGAAUGUUAAUCGAUUGUCGAUUACCCAGUCAGCUAGUUGUUACAUCUCUCGUUAGUCACUUUGUUCAUAUUACUGAAAUAAACUAAUAUUACUUUUAUUAUAUUUAAAUAAUGGAUAUUAAACAUUUUGCCAUUGUUUUAGACUCAGGCUGUUGAAUGUAAAACCAAAUUAUUUAUUUUAUUAAUCAUGUUGUAGUUGAAAAUUAUAUUUUCUUGUUAGUUAUUUUUUAUUUUGUUACUAACUUAAUGGACCAAUUUGUGGCCUUAAUAAUUUAUGAGACAUAUCAAGAAAUGAGUGAAAUCAAACUCUACUGUAUCAAACUUCGUAUAAGAACUUUAUUAAAAUUCAUAUCUACACGUUAUCCAACGGCACGGUACAGCUACAUUUUACACUGAAAUAUUUACGCAGACAGACAGACAAAUUAUCAACUACACUAUUUUACGCCAUUCCUCAAUAAACAGAUUUUGACCAUUA
Messenger RNA from Spodoptera frugiperda (fall armyworm), 5018 nucleotides. Its product is annotated as V-type proton ATPase 116 kDa subunit a 1. Gene Ontology annotation, molecular function: proton-transporting ATPase activity, rotational mechanism; ATPase binding. The record is from RefSeq and is a predicted model, not a curated record. Lineage: Eukaryota; Metazoa; Arthropoda; Insecta; Lepidoptera; Noctuidae. Gene Ontology annotation, biological process: proton transmembrane transport; vacuolar acidification. Bases 215 to 2674 code for a protein of 819 amino acids. Gene Ontology annotation, cellular component: vacuolar proton-transporting V-type ATPase, V0 domain; vacuolar proton-transporting V-type ATPase complex; plasma membrane. The transcript has 14 exons.